CUUUUGGGGAAUUUCUAAAUAUUAGCGUCAAUAAAUGAACGAAUGAUUUAAUUUUUUUUUAAAUUUAUAAUUUAAAGGAAUCUCGAGUGAAUUUUACACAUUUUUUUUAUACAAAAUUUCAAUUGCUUAUUUGCAUUUCUUUUUUAAAAUUAUAUAUUUUAAUCAACUUUUUAAGUAUAUUCGAAAUAAUGGAUAAAGAUGACGAAAAAUUCUUCUACGAAGACGAGGUUGCUAUGGUUUCACCAAAAACUGGGCUCGUCAAAUAUGGGUUAGUGCUGAACACAAAUGGGUCACGAACCGAAAGCGAAUUAAAGAAGAGUUCCAAGAGUUCCAAUCAUAUCAAAGUUAUGUGGCAUCCGAAUGGCAACGAGGAAAUUAUGUCCGACGAUAAAGUUGUGUUAAUUGAUCGGUCAUUGAUGCCUGGUGAUGUAGUACGUAAAGUAAAUGAAGGCCAACUGACCCAAUUUGGAUACUGUGAGAACAUCGAUAUCUAUGCCACUGUCAAAGUACUUAAUACUAAUAAAGUAAUUGAAAAUGUCAGUUGUCGAAACUUUACUCAAACAAAACCGUUUUCCAUCGAUUCAUCCGUUUUUUAUGAAUCGUGGGUUGGUGGAGUCUAUGAUGUCAAAUGUCAAGUCACGUUUGCUUCUCAAGAUGGAUCUAUUUUUACAUUAGAGGAUCCUUACAGACAAGAUUUUAUAAGUUUGUCUACAAGUGAUAGUUUUUCCAUUGAUGAUAAUGUAUUUUACCAUGGUCAAAAGUUAAAAAUGUGUUUAGACUCUCUAGAAAAUGCAAAAUUUAAAAAAAUUAGUAAUUUAAUGAGCUGCUUAUGGCACAAUUAUAAAAAAAAAUUCAAAUAUGGUACAAAGUGGGUCAAAGUCUAUGUGCAGGAUAUUACUGUUUUAUCUGUGGAAGUUGAAUGGUACUGUCAAACAUAUGGUAAAACCAAACCCCGUGAAGAGAAUUGGCCCGAAAGGUUAAUAACAGGAGAUAAUUUAAACAAAUUAAAGACUAUAGAUUUAUUCGAUUCUUGUUCAAUUCAAGUAGGAGAUACACAUUGGUACCAAAUUAAAGACACUGAUAACAUUAUGACAAUGAAACAGUGGCGUGCUAAGUGUACCGAAGGAUUUAAUUUAAAAUCGGAAUUAUUACCUAGCAAAGUUAUAAAGGACAGACGUCCUAGUAAACUACAUCCCAAAAAAUUAAAACACUCCAUUUCAACUGAUAUAGAUAAUUUAGAUGACAUAUAUGCUCAGAAUAUGGUGAACCGAACCGGAUCUUUAACUCAAAGAUCAGAAAGGUUAUUGAGCCGAGAAAACAAACAACAUUCAGUUCAACCCAAGAAAUGCGAAUCUAAACCCAUGAGUGUUCUAGGAAAUAGUUCAAUACACACACUGAAAUCUAAUAGGCUUAAAAGAAAUCGAAUGUGGAAGUCAUUAGUAAAAAAAAGUAAGCAAUUCAACGUUCCAAAAGUUUCAACAAAACCAAAUUCAAAAGUUGUAGUUGAAGUUUGUUAUACAAAAUCUGUGGUUGAUGUUGUUUGGCAAGAUGGGACUAAAGAAACUGGAGUGUCCUCUACCGAUCUUUAUCCCGUACCGACUCUCGAUGAUCUUGAAUUUUUCCCUGGUGACUUUGUUACUGAAAAAUAUCCUUUACCCGAUGUAUAUGGUGUCAUAGAAUCCGUCGAUCAUGCUGAACGCACCGCUCGUGUACAGUGGUUUAAAGUUAUCCCGGAUAAUCCUUCACUGCCAAAUCGAAUUGAAAAGACUGAUAUUAGUGUUUAUGAUUUGCGUGAUCAUCCGGACUUCCAUUUCAAAUCUGGUUGCCUUAUUAUACACAUUAGCCCAGAUAGUUAUCCAAAUAAAAACACUCUUACAGCUGGGCAAGUGUUGAGUGCUGGACCAGAUGGAAAAAUACUAGUUAUGUGGGUAAAUGGUGAGAAGACUGAAUGUUGGCCACAAGAAUUAUUUGUAGUUAAACUUCACGAUGACGAUGAUGCAUUUAGUAUGCUUGAUGAUGAUGAUGAUUUCACUGAUGAUGAUGAUGCACCAUUAGCUGAUGAUGAUGAUUUAUCGGAAGACUGGAUGUCUUUGGCAAGUCCUAAAUCAUCCGAAAGUCACGAUCAAGAAAACAAUGAAAAAUUCCCAAAACAAUUAUUUCAAUCACUGAGAAAAGCGACUGCGGGUAUGAAAUCAUUUUUAGAUGCAGUUGUAAAUAAUCGAGAUGUAGACAAAACAACAAAAUUACAAAAUGCACUGGAACAAAUAAAAUUAGGGUUCAAUGUCAGCUCAUACUUGCCAACAAACGAAACAGAAGAAAUAGAAAAAUCCUACAAAGAUCUCAUGGAUAAUGUUACAGUAAUGAUUGAUAAAAUCAUUUCAAAAAUAGAGAAUAAUAGUGACGAUACCACAGAAGAAGUUUCUCAUCAAACAGUAAUGGGGGACAGUGUAGAUAAAUUAAAAAAAAUUGUAUCCGAUUUUAUGGAUAAAAUUAAUUGUGCGUUCAAACAAUCAUGUCCUAUGAAUGGUAAUGGAUUUCCCUUGUAUAAUUAUUUAAAAAAUCAAGGUUUGGACAACUUAGAUUCGGAAGAUGAAUCCACAGAUAUCAGAGAAUGUUGUACUGCCCCAAUUAUUGAAUUACAGCCAGUAAGUUGUAGUCAACAACCUGAAAAUAUGGACACUGAUAUAGAACAAGAAAGUGAAAUUGGCGUGAUAGUUAAACCAGAAGAAGCAGGAGUAUUUGACGUGCUAGAUACAGCUCUUGAAGGAACACACAAAUAUUUAGAUAUUAAAACUGAUUUGAAUCCUACAAUGUUAAAAAUUAUUUCUAAAGACAUACAAAUACUGAAAAAAAGUUUACCUGCUGGAAUCUGGGUUAAGACUUUUGAAAACCGAAUGGAUUUAUUUUCAAUUAUGAUCCGGGGUCCUGAAAAAACUCCUUACGAUGGCGGUUUAUUUAUGUUCGAUGUCAGAUUACCUGUUACGUAUCCUCAUCAGCCACCUCUUUGCCACUAUUACAGUUAUUGUUUUGAUCGAUUAAACCCAAACCUGUAUGAGGAUGGUAAAGUGUGUCUAAGUCUAUUAGGCACUUGGGCUGGUCAUGGCGUUGAACUGUGGUCACCUAAGGAUUCUAAUCUACUCCAGCUAAUAGUAUCGAUACAAGGUUUAAUAUUAGUCAAUGAACCAUACUACAAUGAAGCUGGCUUUGAUACACAACGAGGCCAAAAAUUGGCUCGAGAAAAUUCUCGUGUUUAUAACGAAAUGGCCUUGAUUAAAGUAGUCCAAUCGAUGACUAAUAUGUUGAAACUCAAAUUGUCAGAAACAAAAACAAAUACAGAUUAUUUUGACGAAGAAAUUAUGGAACAUGUACAAAUUCAUGGCUUUAAGUUAAUUAAUAAAAUUGAAACAUGGAUAAAAAUGUCUGAAAGAGAGUUAACUGAAGAUGAAAAACUUGUUCCUGGGUAUCCUUUGCUGCCGCUUUCCAGAGGUUUUUGUCUUUCGAUGAUUAAUGCAUUGAACGCUUAUAAAGAUGUAUUGAUAUCCAUGAAUAUUAUAUUUAAGUGAUAAUAUCUGAAGUUACUAUUAUAAUUUUUUAUGUAUAGUGAGGACAGUACAUGUUUGUUAUUAAAUCUCCUUGUCUUAUGUUUGUCUUUAAUUAUUCUUAUCCUUUUAUAUGCAACUUUUUAGUUAUCAAUCGAUUAUUAGCAUAUAAUAAAUCAAAUGAUUACAUCUUUAUGUUUUAGACAAGUAAGUAAUUAAAUGUGAUUUUAAAAAGGC
Molecule: messenger RNA, 3776 nt
Organism: Adelges cooleyi (spruce gall adelgid)
Lineage: Eukaryota; Metazoa; Arthropoda; Insecta; Hemiptera; Adelgidae
Product: (E3-independent) E2 ubiquitin-conjugating enzyme-like
Exons: 21
Coding region: 189-3563 (1124 amino acids)
Source: RefSeq, a predicted model, not a curated record